Molecule: messenger RNA, 1248 nt
Organism: Prunus avium (sweet cherry)
Lineage: Eukaryota; Viridiplantae; Streptophyta; Magnoliopsida; Rosales; Rosaceae
Gene: MED32
Product: mediator of RNA polymerase II transcription subunit-like protein
Biological process (GO): leaf senescence; root development; regulation of DNA-templated transcription
Cellular component (GO): mediator complex
Source: RefSeq, a predicted model, not a curated record
CUUUAUUUCAUAGGAGUUCUCUCAAUUGAAAUUCGUUUUACAUUCUCCAAAUUGCCAAAGGAAAAAAGAUAAGAAAAAACGUAUAAAAAAGUUGCUAAAAAAAGGAAGAAGGCCUUGGACAUAACAGCCCGCCCAGCCCUCUUCUUCUUUUCUGAAUUUCUUCUGCGUUCUAAAUUCUACUCUUCUUCUUCUUCAAUUCUAAUUUCUAAAAAACCCUUAACCCUAUUUUUUGGUCUACAGUAGCUUUCAUUAGCCACAAACGGGCAAGGGAAAAAAGAGAGGACCAUCUCACAGCGGAAACCAGGUGCAAAAAAGUAUCAGCUUCAGUUCUAAAUAAUUGAAUCGGCUCCUUUUUAAUUAGUUUCCUAACGUUUCAUCACUAAAUUCACUAGCCAAUACGAGCCGCCAAAUGGACAACAUUGUAGAUUCUCUAAACAAUGCAUACCAAGAGUUCGUUGUUGCAGCAGCUAAUGUGCUCGAAGCCAAGGAAACUUCUGGCGCCCAGAAAACAGCAGCCACAGAUGCUGCUCUUGAGAAUUUUAAGCAGAAGUGGGAACUUUUCAGAGUCACUUGUGAUCAAGCGGAGGAGUUUGUGGAGUCUGUGAAGCAAAGGAUUGGCUCCGAGUGCCUGGUGGAUGAGGCAACUGGCUUGGUGGCUGGGAAGUCUGGGCAAACCGCAACUGGUCUUCCACCCAUUAGUGCAGUUCGGUUGGAACAGAUGAGUAAAGCUGUUCGAUGGCUUGUCAUAGAACUUCAAAAUGGUUCUGGAACUGCUGCUGGUUCAGCACAUUCUCAUAUGUCAACUCCUUUUGAUGGCAGAUUCUCUGAAGAUUCAGCUCAAUAGAGGAUCGUAAGGUCUGUGGGUGCGGGCUAUCAACAAUGAAAAGAUUGUUAGAUAUUAAAUCAAACAGAGGAAAGCAAGGUGAUAGACCCCUGUGUUUGGGUGAUAUGGAAUGCAUAGAAUGCAGUCAUACAAGGUUCCACGACCAGAUUUGUCUGCUUUCCAUUCUCGAUAUGGUUUUUCUCGGAGAGCUACCUCAGUUGGGCAAAGAGUUGUGGUUUUAGUUGAAGAGACACACUUGUGUUUGUAAUUUACCCUCGCAUUUCAGUUAAUCUUCCCUAAUGUAUUGUUAGAACUAGAGUUGAGUUUUUCUAGCAGACUUUGAACAGGUGGACAAGAGCUAAGAACAGUGAUUUUGUUGAUGAGGCAAACUAAUGGUCAAUUUGUAGUUGUUUUUCUUUUUGUGA